AUGAGCCAUGGACGUGAUUCCUUUGAUGUGUGUAUGGUGGCACGUGAAAUUACACCGAGUGCGGUCGGCCGUGAGAGCACCGCACUGAAUGUCGGUAAUGACAUUUUUGACCAUAUGCCAUUUAGUGUGGGCGGCCGUGAGGGCACCACGCUUAACGCCGGUAAUGGCGUUGUUGGCGAUACGCCGUAUAGUGUGGGCGGCCGUGAGGGCACCACACCUAAUGUCAGUAAUGACACUGUUGGCGAUACGCUGUAUAGUGUGGACGGCCGUGAGGGCACCACACCUAAUGUCGGUCAAGACAAAAGCUCUCGUGUAGAGCGUACUAUGGUUGGUAGUAACCAUGGGGACAAUAUUGUCCCGACCCUAAGGGGUGUAAGGUCUCGAAGAGACGAUCGAGACGCCGGGUAG
Molecule: messenger RNA, 408 nt
Organism: Peronospora matthiolae
Lineage: Eukaryota; Oomycota; Peronosporomycetes; Peronosporales; Peronosporaceae
Source: the annotation of a GenBank genome assembly